AUGAAUCUCGUUCAAUAAGUGAAAAUGAAGUAAGUGAAAAUGAUGAGGAUCAAGAAUCAUCAGAAGAUAUAGAAUUAACUUGGAGAACAACAAUUCAACAUUGGAUUGAUUUGGUGAAUGAAGAAAUAAGUGAUGAUAUUGAUCAAGACGAUUAUGAUAUAGCUUUUAAUAUUCCAACACCCGAAG
This is a messenger RNA of Funneliformis mosseae, 186 nucleotides long. Lineage: Eukaryota; Fungi; Glomeromycota; Glomeromycetes; Glomerales; Glomeraceae. The record is from the annotation of a GenBank genome assembly.